AUGGCAUACACUGAUCAAUCUUUGCCUUUGACCUCUAAAGGUCUGCCUAUCAAGUCUUACCUGUCCCCUUUUUAUAAAUUUUUGUGGGAUUUUAUCCGUCAUAAUGUUCUCCCCACUGGGAACAAUUCUAAUCCCACUCUUGCUGCCUGCCAACUCAUGAUAUCCAUGGUGAAUCAUGAUAAAAUUCCCCUUGGUGAUAUCCUAUAUAAUUCCAUUCUUGGGAAAACCAUUGGUCAUGGUACCAAGCACAAGGGGACUCUUGUGUUCCCCUGUCUGAUUCAGCGCCUUUGUGAGAAAAAUGGGGUGGCAUUUCUUGAUUCCGAUCAGUGGCAUCCCCCCAUUGCUCCUUAUGGCAAGGCCUCUGCUACCUUUAGCCAGAGAGUUUCCAGGACAUUUCUCACUUCUGUGUCGUCUUCCUCUGAGAAUGCCUCUCUCAAAGCUCAGUUGGCUGCCAAGGAGGAGUAUAUUCAACAUCUUUUGAGCCUCAUUCCAUCCACUUCGACUCCGGCACCUCCUGCUGCUGCUGCUGCUGCAGAUCCUCAGCCUGCUCCUGCCACUGAUGAGGACUCGGAUGACUCUGUGGAUUCUGGUGGUUCUUUGAUCUUUUAG
Prunus armeniaca (apricot) is the source of this 609-nucleotide messenger RNA. The record is from the annotation of a GenBank genome assembly. NCBI's taxonomy places the organism in Eukaryota, Viridiplantae, Streptophyta, Magnoliopsida, Rosales, Rosaceae.